Mus musculus (house mouse) is the source of this 5198-nucleotide messenger RNA. It is a transcript of the gene Fbxl21, whose product is annotated as F-box and leucine-rich repeat protein 21. The transcript is spliced from 6 exons. Gene Ontology annotation, biological process: entrainment of circadian clock by photoperiod; protein ubiquitination. NCBI's taxonomy places the organism in Eukaryota, Metazoa, Chordata, Mammalia, Rodentia, Muridae. The coding region runs from base 253 to 1059 and encodes 268 amino acids. Gene Ontology annotation, cellular component: nucleus; cytosol. The record is from RefSeq and is a predicted model, not a curated record.
UCGAGAGGCUGAACACUAGCACACUGGGGCAAGGCUUCCUGGAGGGGUGUGGCGCGGGCGUGGCGCAGGCGGGGCCUGGCCUGUGAUGCCCAUUUAGUCUCUCACUGUCCGCGGCUUUAUGCGGCGCUGGAGCCCGCCCACCUGAGAAGGUAGCUGCUGGCGUUCGUCACGCAGAGUUCUGCGCUUGACCGGCGGGCCUGCCUGGGGCUGGCUGCCCUCAGGAGCGCGUUCGGAGACUGGAAGUGAAGUCAGAUGGGUGUCGGUGAUUACCCCAUGGCAGUGUCAUUUCAUUGGCUCAGCAGUAACUGUAACUUGGAAGCCACCUUCAGAAUGAAGAGGAAUAAUUUCUCUGCCGUGAAUAAGGUUGUCCAGUCGUCACCAGUAGUGAAACAGCCCAAACGUGGGCUCUGCUCUUCCCUCCGCCAGACCCAUGCGCUCUCUGUCCUUCUGGACUGGGGGACUUUACCUCACCAUGUCAUAUUACAGAUCUUUCAGUACCUUCCUUUAAUAGAUCGAGCCCGGGCUUCGUCCGUGUGCAGGAGAUGGAAUGAAGUAUUCCACAUCCCUGAUCUUUGGAGGAAGUUUGAGUUUGAGCUGAACCAAUCAGCAACUUCUUAUUUCAAGUCCACUCAUCCCGACCUCAUUCAACAGAUCAUCAAAAAGCACGCUGCACAUCUUCAGUAUGUCAGCUUUAAGGUUGAUAGCAGUACUGAGUCGGCAGAAGCCGCCUGUGAUAUCCUUUCUCAGCUGGUAAAUUGUUCUAUCCAGACCUUGGGAUUGAUUUCAACAGCCAAACCAAGUUUCAUGAAUGUGCCCAAGUCUCACUUUGUGUCGGCACUUACGGUCGUGUUUGUCAACUCAAAAUCGUUAUCAUCGAUUAAAAUUGAGGACACGCCAGUGGAUGACCCUUCCCUGAAGAUUCUUGUGGCUAACAACAGUGACACCCUUCGACUCCUCAAAAUGAGUAGCUGUCCUCACGUUUCAUCUGAUGGGUCAUGCCACUAUGGUAUCAGCGGGCACUUUUUGCCUAGUGGAGGUUGCAGCACGCAGGAUUCAUAGCUGGGUAAGACUGUUGACCCCGCCCAGCACCUCAAGCCUUUGUAGCACGUGGAAGCUUUAUGAAAGAUACCUUGCCGGAUAUUGCAUCUCUGUUUCAGCGUGGUUUGUCUGCAUCCUGCCGCCAGAGCACGUGCUCCAGCCUCCGGGGUCUCCUUCGCUUUCUCUCUCGAAUGUUUUGAAGUUUUCAUGGAUGUUGUUUUUGCUUCCCUGGUUUGGUUCAUUCCAGGGUGUGCAUGGGGCAAGGGCAAUUGUGAACGUGUUGCGAACGUGAUUUCUUCCUCUGCACAUUGGUUACUGGUAUGUAGGAAAGGGGAUUGACUUCUGUUUGUUCGCUUUGUACCCUGCCACUUUCUGUCGCCGUUCAUCAGCUCUGGAGGUUUCUGGUAGAGUUGUGUGGAGAAGCAUGCCAUCUGCCGGGACUUUCCCUCCAUCCCUGUUGUCUUGAUCGGGGAAUCUAUCUGUUGCUGUGAGAAAACGCAGUGACCAGAAACUUGGAGAAGAAAGGGUUUCCUUUAUCUUCCAGCUUGGAGUCCGUAUCCAGAGACAUCAUGGCAGGAACUCAAGGCAGGAACCCGGAGACAGGAAAGGAUACAGAGGUCACAGAGGAGCAAGGAAUGCUGGUUAAUGGCUGGCUUCCUGUGGCCUGCUCAGCCUACAUUUUAUACACCCCACGACCACCUACCCAGCAUGGCUCCACCCACAAUAGGCUUGGCAUUCCAACAUAAAUCACUAAUUAAGAAGAUUUACCUCAGGCAUACUCACAGGUCUGUCUGAUGGGGGUAUUUUCUCAGUUGAGAUUACCUCUCCCCACAUGACUCCUGUUUGAGUCAAAUGUGCCACGAAACUUCUAGCAUGCUCAUUUAUAUUCCUUUAUUUGCAUCUCUUUCUAAUGUUGUACGGUUUCUAUUCCGACAGCAAGAGAGGAGAAAGUGAGCAGCCUUGCUCUGUUCCUCGUGUUAGUCAGAACGACUUGGCGUUUUCCCAUUCCUAUAAAGUCAGCUAUAGGUUCAUCAUAUGCAGCCUUCAUUCUGUUGAGAUACAUUUCUUUGGUUGCCAGUUUCUUCAAGACUUUUAUCAUGAAGUGUAGCUCUUAUUUGCUACAUGGUGGGUUCUCUUUUCCCCACCCUUUAUCCCCCCCCCUUUUUAACUCCUAAUAGUAAAUAAGAGAGAAAGAAAGAGAUCCUUGAAUCUACUUUUUUCUUCUUUUGUUUCUUAUUUGAGCAACAAUAUUAACAAACUACAACCAACCUCCCCCCCCAUUUCCAAAGACCAACAAUGGUCCUGCCUCUCGGGGUCCUCGUAUUUAUACACCCCCUGAAAAAGUUCCCAGAAUUCCAGACAUCAUACAGUUGCAGAAACUAUCAGCAGCUGGCAAAAACACACCUCUGCUAGAGCAUGAGGCAAAUCACAGUCAGCUGCUGCAGACAGUCUGAAGCAGCCCCGGGAUCCCUCAUGUCCCCAUGCCUGGUUCUUGUCACUGCAAUGGAGGAAUGGGGCAUUUUGUCAAAACCCCUUUCCAACUUGUUUGAGACAGGGCAUCUUGCUUGCCACAGUGUACACCAGGUCAGGUGGCCCAGGGGCUUCUGGGACAUUCCUCAUCUCUGCGGUCCAUCUAGGAGUCCUAGAAUGGCAGACACAUGGCCACAUCCAACCUCACACGGUCUGGGGUCCUCUUGGCAGCACAGCAAACUCAUUAACCCCUGAGGUUUGCAGGUAUUUGGUUGAGAAUUUUGGCAUCCGUGUUCAUCAGGAAGGUGGGUCUGUAGUUUCUUUUUUCUUUUCUAGUUAAGUUUAAAUUAACACUUCAAAGGAGUGGGUCUUCUCACAUAGACACGUGGCUAUUAUUCUUUGUGCCUGUUUGCCUGCCUCCUCCCUUGGCCCCCUCCCUCCACCUCCCACCCCUCUGCUUUCAUGUCACCGGUACCCCUCCUCUCUCUCCUGUUUUCCCCACGUCUUUCUUCCUUUUCCUAGCCCUCUCUCAUGCUACAUAGAUUUUUUUUUCUUCAGCUAUCCGAAGCUAAGGUCAUCUGGGAAACGGGAACUUCAGUUGAGAAAACACCUGUGGGCUGGAGAGAUGGCUCAGCAGUUAAGAGCACUGACUGCUCUUCUAGGGGUCCUGACUUCAAUUCCCCCAGCAACCACAUGGUGGCUCACAACUAUCUGUAAUGGGAUCCGAUGCCCUCUUCUGGUGUGUCUGAAGAUAGUUAUGGUGUAUUCAUAUACAUAAAAUAAAUAAAUCUGACACACACACCCAGAGAGAGAGAGAGAGAGAAGAGAGAGAACACCUCCAUCAUAUUGGCCCAAAGACAAGUCUGUGGGGCAUUCCUUGAUUAAUAAUUGAUGUGGUUCUACUGCAGUGGCACCACCUCAGGGUGGGUGUCCCUGGGUGGAAAAGCAGACUGAGUGAGUCAGGGAAGCCAACUGAUAAACAGCAUCCUCUGGGUCCCUGCUGUGUCUUCCCUCAAGAUGGACUGUUAUCUAGAAGGAAACUGGGACACCUUUAGGACAUGUGCUCUCUCUCUCUCUCUCUCUCUCUCUCUCUCUCUCUCUGUGAGUUUAUAAACUCUGAGUGUGUUAGAAAGUGAAGUGUGAAAUGUAUCUUUCUGAAUCUGUCUGAUUACCUGUAACAUGAUUUCCGGGUUGAUUCAUUUUGUUGAUUAUGUCACAAUAUCAUUCUCCCUUACGACUCAGUAAAAGUCACUGUUUGUGUGUGUGUGUGUGUGUUCCUCAGUUUCUUUUUUUUCCCAUUUUUAUUAGGUAUUUAGCUCAUUUACAUUUCCAAUGCUAUACCAAAAGUCCCCCAUACCCACCCUGUUCCUCAGUUUCUUUACCCAUCCAUCUGUGAUGGACACCUAGGCUGUUUCCCUGUCUUGGCUGAUAGGAGUGGUGUGUCAGUCCACAUGGUUGCCCAAGUCUCUGGUAUGCUGAGUUGGCCUUUUGGGUGGAGUGGCACCCCUUUGUAUCCUCCCUUCCACAGCAGUGUAUAAGGGUUUGGGGAAAACUUAAAUUAACUUACACACAGAAAAUGAUAUAUUUUAGCAACCAUUUUCUCAAACAUCAUUACUUAUCCUUUGCGUAGUAAAAUAACAGAAAAUUUAAAUUUACAAAGUCUGUUUUAGAAUCCGUGCGAUUCUUUGUGCAUAAGGGUUUCCCCCAACUUCCCGCAGGGAUCCUCUGUGUGGCGGACCACUGUCAGGGCCUCCGAGAGCUGGCCCUGAAUUACUACAUUCUGAGCGACGAAAUUCUCCUUGCGCUCUCCAGCGAGACUCACGUGAACCUCGAACAUCUCCGGAUAGACGUUGUGAGUGAAAACCCGGGGCAGAUCAAGUUCCAUUCUAUUAAGAAACGCAGCUGGGACGCACUGAUCAAACACUCCCCGAGAGUGAACGUCGUCAUGUACUUCUUCUUGUAUGAAGAAGAGUUUGAGGCAUUCUUCAAAGAGGAAACCCCCGUCACUCACCUUUAUUUCGGACGUUCAGUAAGCAGAGCCAUCCUGGGCCGGAUAGGUCUUAACUGCCCGAGGCUGAUCGAGUUAGUGGUGUGUGCCAAUGGCCUUCUGCCCCUGGACAGUGAACUCAUCCGUAUUGCCAAGCAUUGUAAAAAUCUAACCUCCUUGGGCCUGAGUGAGUGUGAAGUCAGCUGCAGCGCAUUUGUAGAGUUUGUGAGACUCUGUGGCAGAAGGCUCACCCAGCUGUCUAUCAUGGAGGAAGUUCUGGUCCCUGACGACAGGUACACCCCAGAUGAAGUCCACACUGAAGUCUCUAAGCACCUGGGAAGAGUGUGGUUUCCGGAUGUGAUGCCCAUCUGGUAACCAGCUACCAAAGAUGCUGAAUUUUCUGUUAGUAGGGUUAGCUAUUGUCCGUGUUACACAAAUGUAAAUUUUGAGAGGAGCUGCUCAAGUAAUUUAGGUUAAAUAUUUGCUGUUUGCAAGUUAUCUUAAUUGGUUGCUGCAGAAUCAUUUGAAAACAAUAUAACAAAUUUGAACAGAGAUCUUUGUCAGUAGGACACAGAUACUGUGUGUAUUAGAUGUUUAAUAGGGUAGACUACAGAUGUCUAAGAUGUGUAUAGACUUCUCAACCUUUACAAGCCUAUUUUAGCUUACUAAGUAAAUUUACAUUAAACUUAUAACUAAUAUAUAA